Messenger RNA from Enterobius vermicularis (human pinworm), 3855 nucleotides. NCBI's taxonomy places the organism in Eukaryota, Metazoa, Nematoda, Chromadorea, Rhabditida, Oxyuridae. The record is from the annotation of a GenBank genome assembly.
AUGCUUCCAACGGUACCAGAAAAAUGUGGACCUCCAACAAUAACUCUUGGCCUUUUAGUUGACUUCGCGGUACAACAAACUUAUCAUGAACUUACUGUACUUGCCGAACUCCUACCAAAAAAACUGGAUGCUGAUAGAAAAAUAAGCAUUGUACAGUUUGCUCACUCUACUCGCACCUUGUUUAUCAAACUUUUGGCUAUUGUUAAAUGGCUAAAGUCAUCAAAGAAGUUCGACUCGUGUGCGUCUAUUUGUUAUUUCCUUGAUCAACAAGCACAGUACUUUAUUGACACAGCUGAUUACUUGGUAACUCUAGCAAGAGAGGAGCUAGUGCAUGCCAGGCUUCCAGCUUUCCAAGUGCCAGCAGCAAUUGAUGUUUUGACCUUAGGUGACUUUCCGCGUCUCCCAGUAUGCAUCACGUCACAGUUUGUCACGGACCAUUCCAUAACAAAGCGGGAAGAGACCUCAGUGCUUUAUCGAUUGAACCAAGUCUUGAAAACCAAACUUUCGCAAUCUUCCGCUUCCCUGUCUCAUCGGAUUAGAGAAAUAACAUUUAAGAACGGAAUGGUUACCUUGAUUGUGCCUGGAGAAUUUGAAAUAUCAUUGACAUUAUUGGGUCAAAAACCGACUACAAAGUGGACAUUGUUGAACAUUCGCUUUCUUGUUGAAGAUUAUGAAAUUGGAUUUGGAACACAGUUGAUUCAUCCUUUACAAGUUAACUCUGUUCACAAUUUGCUGCAAUUACGGAUGGAUCAAAGUGAAGAGCCUUUGAAAGAAGCUUAUAACAUCCUGCACUCUGUUGCUCAGUCUCUUCAAUUAGAUAUAUUGUUCUGUCAAGCGACUCAAGUAAUUAGUGGUCAUAUGAGGAAGUAUGCAACCAUUGAAAGCUACAGUCGUGAGGAAGGCGUUUUAGUGAUUGCUUAUUGGCUUCGAUGGACCCAACAGAAGAGAUAUGUGUCACAGUACCGCAUUAAAAUUUUCAUUGAUCGCAAUGAUCCUCACUCAGGUUUGCGUAUAAGGCAUUACCCACCUAAUAAACGACUUCCAGGGAUCGAUGAUCGCUCCGGGCGCUUAUCAAUGAACAAAAUCCUAUCUCAAACCAUGUCUAUUCGUUGUCAUGAGAAAUUAUUAAGAGUUCGUAGUGGUUUAGAAAAAAUAAAGCCAUUAACUCGAGUAAUUUUAACUGGAAAUGCAACUUUCACGUUGACUUAUCCUUUGUUAGAAAGAAAUUCUCAUGUUAGCGAAAAGUUGGUAGUUUCUGUAAACAGCUUCUCUGGUCGGUUGGAAGCAGUUGUGGCUGCACUUGGGGAUUGUAAGGAAGUUAAAGAGUUGGCUCUUUUGUUAAAUGAGGAUGCUUUUUUGGAAAAGGUUGCUGCCGUUAUUGUUCGCUUAAGAGUUCUGUUAAUGAUGGAACGAUUUCGAAAGGCCGUCGCUCCAUUGCCUGUGCGCAUCGUCGACGAGAGUGUUGUCUAUGCACAGUUUUCAAGCCUGAAAAUUAUUGGUCUUGAUCGUUUAUGCUUUCAGUUUAUUAAAGAGGAUAUCUAUUUCCUAGUUGUGUCCUUUAAAGGAAAAAAUAAAGGAACAAUUGACCUUGAGAUCUAUCUUUUUUCAUCUAUUGAUGGAAGAACAAGCAGAUUGCAGUUACAUCCUUCACAGAUGUUAGAAACUUGGACUUCUGCAAAUUUUCGUUCUGAUUGUGAGGACCCAAGUGCUACACGACAGCGUUGGCUUGGUAGUACUAAACAGUUGACAAGUGCUAUUGCCGCUAUUGAUGAUCGUUUAGCUUUCAUGCGAUUAUGUGACGAACUUGACAAACGCAAAGUUAAGUAUCUGCCGUUAGAAACGGAGCAUGUGGUGGGAGGACUUAUACUGCGUAUCACUGAUUUCUCAGAAGCGAUCACAACCGGUUCAAAAGAUUUCUUUGAUUUGCUAGUAAACUGCUGUUUACGGUUAGAUACGAGAGCCAGGGUCAUAUGGCCGUUCGAAUACACGUUAUCUGAAAACCCUCUUACACCCGAUUACUACGAUAGUGCCGAACGGGCUUCUACCAAAGCGGAACGGACUAAGACAACUGUGCUAGAAAUUUUCGCCAACGGAGGCUUAGGACAACUGAGCACUUCGGAGAAUCUGUACCUCUCAAUGAUUGAACGCCUGAUUGUGUUUUCUCACAUGUACGAAAUUGCAAAACAGUUUGCUAAGGCUUACUAUCUCCACUUUCAUAGGUUUUGUAAUAUUUCUGCAUUCACAUAUUAUAAGUUGGUUAUUGCUUACGGUGAACUGCGAAACAAUUUGAUGUUACUUACGUGGAAAGUGCAAAAGACGCCGAAACCAGCACAGUAUUUUCAUCUUACCUUUGGGAUGUGUUCAAUGCGUGAUGUUGCAAACGGAAAGAAUUCUUUUCUGCCUGUGAAGGAUUUAUCAUGGAAUCCUCAUACGAUACUUCAAGCUCGACUACAAGAUAUGUUUAACAGGAAAAGGUCUCUGGCCGAGCUCAUGCAGUAUCUCAUUGAGACAGUUGAGCCUCUGUCUUGCCUUUAUAGUUUCGCUCAUAUGCGCAUUCAAUCCUUACGUACUUACGCGCAGAUUAUGGGCUAUGAGACUGCUUUACCAAUUGCUUUACAGACCAACUUGGUAGCUGUUAACGAAACCACUUUACGACUUUCGUUUGGUGCAGUCACGCUGGAAUUCUUACUUCUUGGAGAUUCCAAAAUUGGAAUAAGAGAUGCUAGUAGAAGAGCAGCAGCAGCCUUCCAUCUUCGUAGUUUUUGCAACAAAUUUUCAAGGCACUGCCAAGAGAUGAUUUCAACGAUCCACGACGGCCACUCGCCGGGUCCGAACUGGUUGCGUUCCCCAUCCGCUCCCAGUAGUUUACCGCAUCAUAUGAGUCGCUCUCCAGCUAUGCGGCUGACAUCGUCUCCGAUUUCUCACGUCUCUCUUUCCGUGCCGCCGUCAGAACUAGAGUUGUCACCAAUGCGUUCGUCGGAAAAUGCGUCAUUGUCGCGAACGCCUAUCCUUAUAGAUCACGCUGCACUGCGACGCAUUACUACUGUCGAUCCUACCGGUUUCUGCCCUUUGUACGAGUAUCUAUAUGCCUUGGCGUAUCUUGCAAGAUUAGGUCCAGCUCUAGAAAAUUACCAGAACGAGCACCGUGCUGGUUCACUGCCGGCGAUUCAGUUCGGUUACUUAAAACACAAUGGAGAAUGUGUCCAGUUUUCAGUGCCAUGCGCUGUUCCAACAGCAGUGAAACAUGAUUUUCUGAAUUUGAACAUCUAUCUGGACGAAAGGACAAUGAGUCUCAAGUUGGAACUGAAAUAUGAAAGCGAUGAAGUUCCAUCAAGAGGAGAAAUUGAGGUUGCUGAGCGGUAUUUUGAAAAAUGUGUAGCACCCCUGGGUAACGAACUUGCUGUGAUUGCUUUCGCUAAUGCAUGUCGUUCAACUUCGAUGGGUACUUUUACUGCUAUGACUCAAAUAAUGGAAGCUCAAAUGAUGUGGAGAGAGGAUAGUCCCUGGAAACCGGCUCUGCAAUUAGUGACAUCAAGUACUGACAGCAUGACUCAGCGUAUGCGAGUAACUCCAGGAAUUAUAAUUGACCCAUCUAAUGUUAAUGUCCUCGUUUUGGUUUGCUUGCGACCAUCACGUGUGGAUUUCACAGAACGAGGUUCUGACACCACUAAGCAACUUAUAGCUCUUAUCUACAACACACAGACGAACACAGUGGCGCGGAGGAGCUCUGCAGACGAUGACAAUGACAAUGCGUCUUCGCUGUUGUCAAGCGUAUCUGAUCAGUAUUCUAGAACUGCAGAGCGUACUUUGUGGGCUGCGGUUCGAACAUUAGCAUAUAAAUAUGUUCAGUCAUAA